AUGUCCAGCAUACUCCAACGAUCAUCAAUCAGGGGAGGCCUGGUCAAGCAAUGUGUAUCUUUCCGCCCUCUCCCAAGCCGAUUCCGACACUUGACGGUUAUUCCUGAUUGGCGAGAUUCAACUGCGCGAUUCGGCUACUCCACCCCUCCUUCUCCCACCCAAAGGCGACUCUUUAGCCAGAAGAUAGAAGGGGUACCGGUAUUGAACGGGGCUGGGGAGCAUAAUCGAACCGAAGAGCCAGAAUCACCGGAAGACAUGGAAGAGGAUAUACCCACAGCCGAGAAAUGGAAACAACUUGUGACGGCUAUCGAGAACACCACGAAAGAGGCCAUUAACGCUAGCCCUCCUUUUGAUGUGUCUUCACCUGCUGUCUUUCAGACCUACUGGCGAGAUGUUUUCAGCCGUUUAAGGAGUUCUGUUGUUGCCGACAACACGAUACCGGAAUUUUUAACGGACCCGCCUGUGAAGAAGUUCUCAAUAACAUUUAUGGAUGUCCUUCACGGACUGGCCUGUGCAUGCUGCCACCCCGAGGAGGCCCAGGCUAAUGUCACGCUGGAGAAUGCUACGGGUGUUACAAAGGCAGAUUUGAUGGAUGGCGUGAUUGAACAGCUGUACGGCGAGAAGCUUCCACGCGUGUACACGGAGCCUGAGUAUCUGUUUGAUGUCCGAGACCGCGAGCCUAGCGACACCGAUAGUGACGAUGAAGGGUACUCUCUUGAUGAUGUCUCUUUCACAGACGAUUCAGGCGUUGUGGUUUAUGAGACUGCUUGGAUUAGUUCCCCUGGGCAAAGGGAUGGAAACAACCUUACAUAUUCAGAGGAACCGCAGAUAUACUUCUACUGCUGUAAACCAGAGAAGUACCAUGAAUUCAAAAGACUCUGGGCCGGUGUCAUCGAACAGAUGAACAGAGAUCAUGAGGAAGCCAGGAGCCGGUCUAAUGCCGCGGUAGAACCAACCUAA
This is a messenger RNA of Clonostachys solani, 960 nucleotides long. The record is from the annotation of a GenBank genome assembly. Lineage: Eukaryota; Fungi; Ascomycota; Sordariomycetes; Hypocreales; Bionectriaceae.